GAAUCAAAUGUGUUAAAUGGCAUCUGACUCAAAGCGUAGCAUGUCAGCAGCGGCAGUUGAGUUAACCACUGGCUGCUGAAAGGUAGCCCAAGCCGCUCCACAACAGAGCAUCCAGCACCCAACGCAUCCAAGCAACGCCCAGUCAACAUCCCGAGCGUGUCCCCUGAGCGUGUAUAUAACGCGCUCAGUAUGAACUCCUGCAGUGACAGCAGCAACGAUUCGAUGGAACCAAACGUGAAUCAUUUAACUGGCUGCGGUGGCAGCGGCAGCGUAGGCGGCGUCGGAGGACACGCGGACCUGCACAUGAACUUUGGCAAGCAGGCAGUUUCACAGGAGCGAUACGUAUGGGAGAUGCGCACACGCAGCCCAAACGUGACACCGGCCAGCACUGUGCUCAACUCACCGGAUCUGAAUGCUGAUCUGCAAUAUACGCCGACAUCAUCAUCACCAUCAUCAUCAUCAGGCAUUCGAGCAGAUCAGCAUCACCACCAGCAGCAACAGCAGCAGCAGUCGGCUUAUUAUUACCAACGGCCUCAUCCACAUCAGAUACGCGUCGGUCGCAGCCCGGGCAGCAGUCAGUUUGAGCCAGAGGGCCUGGCGAGUCCCGGCUCGCCAACGGAUGUGGGCAAGGCUGAUGGCCAGUGUCUGCGAGAUGGCGAGAUUGUUGUCUUCGAUGACAUCGACACGAAUUGGAUGAACAAGCCCGCGGUGCUGCCUGCCCCAGAUAGAGGCAGCAAUGAAGAUGUCCUCAAGGUUACAAAGAUGAUUGGGCAGCUGCCCAUUGCCGAUUAUGAGGGUUCGCCGCGUCGGUUUGGCAAUCAGUCGGGCAAAAGUGUUGGCUACCCAAAACGACCGCCCGGCUUUCCGCAACGCGUCUCACCUGCCAAGCAGCGUGCGGAUAAUGAUGUGAUGGGCAGCCUGGCUGGCAAGGCAUCCGUUGGCAAUUUGAUUGAUCUGAUUGAUCAUGAUCAUGGUACGAACGCAACGGCAUCCUCAAAGACGCCCACUUUUGACUAUCUGUACGAGUUCUCUGAGACGCGCAAAGUGCUCGAGGAGUUCUUCAAAGGCAAUCCGGAUGACGAUGAUGACGAGAAGCGCUUUGCCGACUACACAACGGAAAGUGGCGAGGAUGUGGCCAGCUCGGACAACACGACGCAGCCGCGCGUUUGCGAUGUGGAUAAACAUGUCGAGCAAUCUUACAUUGGCCAGCGUCUAGCUAGAAUACCCAAAGACGAACUCUACAUGGUGCACCGUUCGCCAAGGAUGCAGACAAGUGAGCAUAAUGCCUACCAGGAACACAACGACAUCGAGUUGUAUAUUGAUUCGAACAGUCGCAGUAGCGGCGAUCUGGCCGACACUGAACUGGAGGCAAAUCUGCGUCGGCAUUCACGGAACUUUACACUAUCGCCAGAGACGACGGAUUACGAUUCGAAUUGCGGCGAUUUGGACAGUCUCUCAAAUGAUAUCAAUUGUACGACAACCGAUUAUGGUAAGCUCUACACCAGUAUGCCCGUGCUGGAGGAUGGCCUCAGCAGUGGACAUGCCUCGGAUACCGAAAACAAUGUCUCCGUCGUUUGCGACAAGCAACUGCAGCCACAGCAGUCGCAGCAGCAGCAACAACAGCAGCAGCCACAGCAACAACAGCAACCUCAACAGCAACAACAGCAGAUCAUUGACGAACACGAGCACAAUGGUAACAGCGAUAGCGAACGACUGCAAAAUGAAUACAACAGCGUUACAGCAGCAGCAACAGCAGCAACAACAGCAGCAACAACAGCAGUGACAACAGCAACAGCAGCAGCGGCAACAGAUGACUCACAUCCGAUCGAGUUUGUGUUGCCGCCGCAGUUACCCGAAACGCCAUCGAUCACGCCAUCGCCCGAGCAGUGUGCGGAAGAUUUGGAGCCGCAGUUGGCGGUGUCUGCUGAUAGUGACAGUCCCGCAGAAACAGAAACGCACUACGGUCCAGUCUAUGCCGCUGCACCGGCGGCCACAGCAACAACAAUAGCAGCAACAACAGCAGCAGCAACAACAGCAACAGCAGCAACAACAACAGCUGCAGCUGCAGCGCCAGUUGAGAUACAAGAGGCCAUGAAAGAGAUACGCUCCGCUUUGCAGCGCGCUAAAACACAACCCGAUAAGCUCAAGUACUGUGAUGAAGUGCUGCCCCCGGAUCCGGAUUCGCCAGUUUGGGUGCCGCGCAAGAGUGCAACAAUAACAGCAACAGCAACAACAACUACGGCAACGGCAACGCCGGCGAUUCGCCUCGAAGAUGAGGAAGCGGAUACCGAUCUGGAAACGGAUCGGCUGCUGGGUCAGCAGGACUUCUUUGCGGAAAAGACGACAUCAUUGACCGGCACCGCUGACAGCAAUGCGAAUGGCUUGAUCAAUAACAACGGCAGCAGCAGCAUAAAUAUCAGCGACACCAAUAGCAAUCCCAAGCCGCAGACCUAUUCGACGGCAACCAUACGGCAGGGUAUUGGCACUUCGCUGACGGCCAAUUCGCCGGACAUUUGCCAGAUUGUGGGCACCGCGGAUGUGUCACUCAGUUCACCGGAGAAGCUGCAAUAUUCAAAGAGCCCCACGGGCUCCAUCAAAUCGCUCAAGGUCUCGGCCAACACCGAUAAGAAAGCCCAUUCACGCAACAAGGAGGGUUUAUUGGAACCCAAAGUGCUCAUCGAAGGCGUUCUGUUUCGUGCCCGAUAUCUGGGCUCCACGCAGCUAGUGUGCGAGGGUCAGCCGACGAAAUCAACCCGUAUGAUGCAGGCCGAGGAGGCCGUUUCCCGCAUAAAGGCGCCCGAAGGCGAAAGUCAGCCCAGCACCGAGGUGGAUCUGUUCAUAUCAACCGAGAAGAUAAUGGUGCUCAAUACGGACCUCAAGGAGAUUAUGAUGGAUCAUGCACUGCGCACCAUCUCCUACAUAGCGGACAUUGGUGAUCUCGUUGUGUUGAUGGCCCGUCGACGCUUUAUACCCAAUGGUAGUGGCGUUGUCGUCGAUUCCCUCUCAUGUCCCGGCCCGGCUGACACAAUCGAUGGAGAGCCAUUGAAGGAAAUCAGCAAGGAGAGCGGCUCCUCUAACAAGCACAAUCGUACCCCGAAAAUGAUUUGCCAUGUGUUUGAGAGCGAUGAGGCGCAAUUCAUAGCGCAAUCGAUUGGUCAGGCUUUUCAGGUGGCGUACAUGGAGUUCCUUAAGGCCAACGGCAUUGAGAAUGAGAAUCUGGCCAAGGAGAUGGACUACCAGGAGGUACUCAACAGUCAGGAAAUAUUUGGCGACGAGCUCGAGAUCUUCGCCAAAAAGGAACUCCAAAAGGAGGUUGUUGUGCCCAAGGCUAAGGGCGAAAUUCUCGGCGUUGUCAUCGUUGAGAGCGGCUGGGGCUCCAUGCUGCCAACAGUGGUUAUUGCCAAUUUAAUGUCCGGUGGAGCCGCUGCUCGCUGCGGACAAUUAAACAUUGGCGAUCAGUUGAUAGCCAUCAAUGGCAUGAGCCUCGUCGGAUUGCCGCUUUCCACCUGCCAGAGCUACAUACGCAAUGCCAAAAACCAAACUGCCGUCAAGUUCACCGUUGUGCCCUGUCCGCCUGUCGUCGAAGUCAAGAUUUUGCGGCCCAAAGCUCUCUUUCAACUGGGCUUUAGCGUACAAAAUGGAGUGAUCUGCAGCCUUCUGCGUGGCGGCAUUGCUGAACGCGGCGGUGUCCGCGUUGGCCAUCGGAUCAUCGAGAUUAAUAAUCAAAGUGUUGUGGCUGUGCCACACGAUACCAUCGUCAAGCUGUUGUCUUCAUCUGUGGGCGAGAUUUUGAUGAAAACGAUGCCCACGUCCAUGUUUCGUUUGCUCACCGGCCAGGAGACGCCAAUUUAUAUUUAAAUAAUAAUGUCUUAUAUAUGCAUAUAUUAUCAUGCACCUCACAGCACACACUAAGGACUAAGGACACGCAUGUCUGUUGUUGAUCCAGCCGAAUUCUAUACAUUUACUUUAAUUAAGCCAAGCAAUACAAAGUGCGGUCAAACUAUCUGAAAUUAAAACCAAAA
This is a messenger RNA of Drosophila grimshawi, 4022 nucleotides long. RefSeq lists its product as uncharacterized. Gene Ontology annotation, molecular function: protein binding. Lineage: Eukaryota; Metazoa; Arthropoda; Insecta; Diptera; Drosophilidae. Gene Ontology annotation, cellular component: plasma membrane; dendritic spine; cytoplasm. Gene Ontology annotation, biological process: chemical synaptic transmission. The record is from RefSeq and is a predicted model, not a curated record.